Molecule: messenger RNA, 648 nt
Organism: Penicillium angulare
Lineage: Eukaryota; Fungi; Ascomycota; Eurotiomycetes; Eurotiales; Aspergillaceae
Product: mitochondrial 54S ribosomal protein bL17m
Exons: 2
Coding region: 1-648 (215 amino acids)
Biological process (GO): translation
Cellular component (GO): mitochondrial large ribosomal subunit; ribosome
Molecular function (GO): structural constituent of ribosome
Source: RefSeq, a predicted model, not a curated record
AUGGCCGGCGGCGGAGGAAAAUACCGACACCUGGGUCGCAAGUCUUCGCAUCGACAGGCUUUGCUGCGUAACUUGGUCACCUCACUCUUUGAGAAUGAAUCAAUCACAACGACAUGGGCCAAGGCCAAGGAGGCUCAACGAUUGGCAGACAAGUUGAUCACAUUGGGCAAGAAGAAUUCUGAGGCGAGCCGAAGACGGGCACUGGAGAUUUUCUACAAACCCCAUUCUAUCAUCCCCAAACUUUUCGGUCCUCUCCGCGAACGCUACGCCGAACGUCCUGGUGGAUACACCCGCGUGCUCCGUGUCGAACCGAAGCAGAAAUACGAAUUUUACUCCGUCCCCAGGGGUAAUAAGAAUGCUGUUCCUGAGCGCAAGCCCCAGGAUCAAGCCCCUAGCGCCAUUUUGGAACUCGUGGACGGCCCCAAGGACAUGCGAUUUGCCAUGACUGCUCGUACUCUAGCGCACCAACGUGAGCGCGGUAUCGAGCGCUUGAAUCAGCUCACUGCACUGAACGUACGAAAGGUCACCCGAUUCAGGAAAGACGGUAUUGAGGUGCUGGAGGAUGCGAUCUCGAAGUUGAAGAUCUCAAAGUCUGGCUCAAAGAAGCCCGAGACUGAGGCGAAGAAGGCCGAUGCCUCAAAGGAAUAG